Arctia plantaginis is the source of this 1152-nucleotide messenger RNA. The record is from the annotation of a GenBank genome assembly. NCBI's taxonomy places the organism in Eukaryota, Metazoa, Arthropoda, Insecta, Lepidoptera, Erebidae.
AUGUGGUGGACCAUUAGCGUGUUAUGGGCUUUUUGGUGCAGUUGUGCUCUUUCACAAAAGUGUAUUACUCCAUUUGGUAAAUACAGCAGCUGUGUUUCUCUGUACGACUGUCCAGAUCUUUUAAAUGCCGCUAAGCAGAAACCAUUAAGUCAGUAUGUGCUCAGUUUUCUACAAAAAUCAAAAUGUGGAGUAAAAGGUACUUUUAAAGUUUGUUGCGGUCCUGUGCCUGACGAUAAGCCUAAAGUUAAUUUAACAACACCUGAAACGUCCACUCCUAGUCAAAUUACAGCGAACUGGAUAGCUUAUAGUAGCGAAGAUUCCUUGCCAGCUCCUCGUGAUCAAUGUGGUAAUGAAAACUUCGAACAUAGAAUCUACAGUGGAGAGGACACAGAAAUUUACGAAUUUCCUUGGAUGGCCUUGUUGGGAUACAAAACCAAUACAAGUCCUGUUAAUUAUUUGUGCGGUGGCUCAUUAAUCAAUCAUCGGUAUGUGCUGACUGCUGCACACUGUUUAGUUGGAAAUUAUAUGACCAAAUAUGGACCUUUAACAAACGUGCGGCUUGGCGAAUACGACAUGUCUCCUGAAUCAAUAGUGGACUGCAAAUACGGUAUCUGCGCUGACCAUCCGCAGGAAAUCUCUGUAGCUUCUACGUAUGCCCACCCUCAAUACGAAAUCACAAACCCAAGCAGAACACACGAUAUAGGUAUUGUAAGAUUAGCCUGGAGAGCUGUUUAUACAGAUUAUGUACAGCCCAUUUGCCUUGUAUAUGGUAAAGAACCCAUAAGCGAUGGUGAUGAGACGGUAUUAUUUUUCAGUGGAUGGGGAAGGACCCUAGAGGGCCCCCCGAGUCUAGUGAAAAAAAAGUUAAAUUUAACUUUUUUCAAUAGAGAGAACUGUGUAGAAAAAUAUCGAAAUAAAGGAGCGUUCUUAAGUGAUACGCAGUUGUGUGCUGGUGGACGGUUUAGAGAAGAUGGAUGUCAAGGCGAUUCAGGUGGCCCUCUUAUGAUGAAAACACAUAAAGGGAUCUGGGAAGCUAUUGGAGUAGGCUCUUUUGGACGUGGAUGUGGCUUAGACGGAUGGCCCGGCGUUUACACCUCAGUAGCUCAUUACUUAGGAUGGAUAGAAAACACACUGCAAAUGUCUAAUCACUGA